Andrographis paniculata is the source of this 1803-nucleotide messenger RNA. Its product is annotated as probable anion transporter 4, chloroplastic. NCBI's taxonomy places the organism in Eukaryota, Viridiplantae, Streptophyta, Magnoliopsida, Lamiales, Acanthaceae. Gene Ontology annotation, cellular component: plastid. The transcript is spliced from 9 exons. Bases 93 to 1658 code for a protein of 521 amino acids. Gene Ontology annotation, biological process: transmembrane transport. The record is from RefSeq and is a predicted model, not a curated record. Gene Ontology annotation, molecular function: phosphate transmembrane transporter activity.
CACAAACAAACACCCCCUAAUUAAUUACUUACUUCAUCCAUUUAGCCAGUGUUGGAUGCCAAAUCAUUUUCGUCUUCGUCGGUGUUUCGACAAUGACUUCGCACACUCUCCCCGCUGCUAACAGUCGCCUUUGCUCGAGCUCAAUUCCAUGGCGCCAAAGCCCUAGGAAUCUCCGUUCACACCUCUUCUCUUCGACAAUUUCGUUAAUUCGACGCCGUGGAGCUGCAUCGUUGAAUGCUUCUGCCGAUGGAGCGGUACAGUUUCCGUUUAAAAUUUGUGAGUGGAAGCUUGCGAAACCGAAGGCUUCUACGAGUCUUAGUCGGUCCUUAGCCGAAGGAGGCGGCUCCGAUGUGUUUCGAGAGCCAGGUUUUGUGGAGUUCAUUACUUCGGAGAGAGUGAAAGUUGUGUUCAUGCUCGCUUUGGCUUUGGCUCUCUGUAAUGCUGACCGCGUUGUCAUGUCUGUGGCGAUUGUUCCGAUUUCGAUCGCUCGUGGAUGGCGUCAAUCCUUCGCCGGCGUUGUUCAGUCAUCUUUUCUAUGGGGAUACCUGAUAUCACCUAUAGCUGGAGGGGCCCUGGUGGACUAUUAUGGUGGUAAGGUAGUCAUGGCUUGGGGGGUGGCUUUGUGGUCUACAGCUACCUUCCUUACUCCAUGGGCAGCAGAAUCCUCACUUUUGCUUUUACUUGCAAUGCGGAUGCUUUUGGGCAUUGCAGAAGGUGUGGCUCUUCCGUGCAUGAAUAAUAUGAUUGCAAGAUGGUUUCCUCAAACAGAAAGGUCAAGAGCUGUGGGACUUGCAAUGGCUGGAUUUCAGCUUGGAAGUGCUAUUGGGCUUACACUUUCUCCAAUUCUCAUGUCACAGGGUGGCAUAUAUGGACCAUUCGUAAUUUUUGGGCUGUCUGGUUAUCUUUGGGUUGUGGUUUGGUUAGCUGCAACCUCGAGCACUCCAGAUAGAAGUACUCAGAUAUCAUCUUAUGAACUGAGAUACAUACAGAGUGGUUCUUCUAGGCCCUCACUGCCAAAAAAGCAAAAGACAGGAAAUGUUGUUCCUCCUUUCAGGCGACUACUCUCAAAGCUACCCACUUGGUCUCUAAUUGUUGCAAAUGCUAUGCACAGCUGGGGUUUUUUUGUCAUACUUUCGUGGAUGCCAGUUUACUUCAAGACGAUAUUUUGUGUCGACCUUAGACACGCAGCAUGGUUUAGUGCUGUUCCAUGGAGUAUGAUGGCUCUUGCGGGCUACUUUGCUGGUGUAUUGUCAGAUGUGAUGAUCCAACGUGGUAUGAGUGUCACAGUGACUCGCAAAAUUAUGCAGACAAUUGGGUUUAUGGGUCCUAGCUUGGCUAUUAUUGGUUUAACAACGGCAAAAAGUCCCUUUAUCGCAUCUGCUUGGCUUACCAUAGCCGUUGGGCUGAAAGCAUUUAGUCAUUGUGGCUUCCUGGUGAAUCUUCAGGAGAUCGCACCGCAAUAUUCUGGUGUACUACAUGGUAUGUCUAAUACUGCUGGCACACUUGCUGCCAUAGUCGGAACCAUUGGAGCCGGUUUUUUUGUUGAGUUAGUUGGCUCCUUCCGGGGAUUUUUGUUGCUGACAGCAUUCCUAUAUUUCUCUGCUGCCUUAUUCUAUAACUUCUUCUCUACUGGGGAGAGAGUCGAUUUCGAUGCAUAGUAGUGUAGUCGAAGCCUAACUUCAGGCUGGCUCCAUGAAAGGUAUUUUGAAGCCACACAGAAAAUAAUACUCCUAUGUGUAAACACAUAUAUCAUGAAUCACUGUGGAUUGGAGGGUGGAGUAGAUAAGAUCUCUUUUGGAAUCG